Molecule: messenger RNA, 1333 nt
Organism: Paramecium pentaurelia
Lineage: Eukaryota; Ciliophora; Oligohymenophorea; Peniculida; Parameciidae
Source: the annotation of a GenBank genome assembly
UAUGUCAAUAAUUGCUCCAUUUUACCCAUAAUUUGCUAAGUCUAAAGAUAUAUCUGAAGAUAUCAUAGGUAUCAUAUUUGCAGCACAUCCUUUGGGACAAUUUAUUUCUUCUUUGAUUUUAGGAAAAUUAAUCACCCAUGUAAGAAAUAUGUUAAUCAUAGGACAAUAGAUAAAAAAUAAUGAUCAUUGGAAUUUCUUUAUAGGGUUUAGGUUUACUUCUGUUUGGUUUUUUAUACUAUUUUGAUUCUUAUUUUGUAGUGUUAAUAGGAAGUUUUAUGGCUAGAUUAAUUGGUGGGAUAGUAUAUAAAUGAUUAAAAUAUAAAUAGGGUGCAUCCAUGUUUAUGACACCGUUUUAUGCAUUUAUUCCUUAGUUAUUUCCAAAAUCAAUUGAAGAGAAAAUAGCUAUUGCAGAAGUAUCAACAUCUCUUGGAUUUCUUGGAGGUCCUAUAUUAGGAUCAGCUUUAUAUUAAUUAGGUGGAUUUAUUUUACCAUUCUUUUUCUUUGCUGGUUGUUCGUUUGGAUUAGCAGUGAUACUGAUUAUCUAUUCAAAAAGUUUAGAUGUACCUGAUGUAGAUCUUAGUUAAUCAAUCAUUCUACAUUAAUCAAUAUAAAAUCAAGAAUCAAUUAUAGAUGCUGAAUUUAGAAUAUCAUAUUUAAAACUUCUUUGUAAUUAUCCAGUUGUAAUAUCUUUUAUUACAAAUACAUUAACACUUUCAUUAUGGACAUUUUAUAAUCCAACUAUAGCAAUAUAUUUAUUAGAAUAAUAUGAUAUUUAAGAGGAAUAUUCAGGUUAUUGGAUAUCAAUAAAUGCUGCUUCAUUUGGAUUUUCAACUCUUUUCAUAUCUAGAAUAAAAUCUCAUAAAAAAUUUUACAUGUACUUUGGCUUAGUAAUCAGUGGAUUUUUACAAUUUUAUAUGGGUCCUGAUUAUAAAUUCACCAACUUAAAUCCAAGAUUAUUAUAUACAAUAUUAUCAUGGUCACUUGUAGGAUUUACUGCAGGUUUCCCAUAUGUACUUACAUUACCAUAAAUUAACCAAAUUCUUACAAAAGAUUAUUAUAAAUAUCCUACAUAAUGUGCAAAUAUUGCAUCUGCUAUGUAUAUAUAUAUAUAAUAUAUUAUAGUUUUAAUGCCAGUUUAGCAGGAGGAGAACUGUUUGGUCCAAUUUUGGGUGGAUAUCUUACAAAAUGGUAUGGAUUUCAAAGAUCAGCAUCUUUAUUAGGUUUUGCAGUCUUAAUAUGUUGUGUUUUGUAUAUACCUUAUUUAUUUUACUUGGAUGAAAAACUUGCAAGAAUUAAAGCUAAAAAAUUAAAGAGAGUUGGAUUAAAAGAAUGA